Messenger RNA from Drosophila innubila, 1858 nucleotides. RefSeq names its product alpha-(1,3)-fucosyltransferase C. Gene Ontology annotation, cellular component: membrane. The record is from RefSeq and is a predicted model, not a curated record. The transcript is spliced from 2 exons. Lineage: Eukaryota; Metazoa; Arthropoda; Insecta; Diptera; Drosophilidae. Gene Ontology annotation, molecular function: alpha-(1->3)-fucosyltransferase activity. The coding region runs from base 251 to 1447 and encodes 398 amino acids.
GCGUCGGCGUCGGAAUCGACGUCAGCGUCAACGUCGUCGUCGUAGUUCCAAUAGACUUCCACCCGCUAAACGAUAAGAGGGCUGGGCGCUUUUAGGCCCGGGUUUCGGGUACGAUGUGUUGACGUGAGAAUGCCACUAAUCAAUUGGAGGCCAGGCAUGUUAUCGGCAGACCAUUGCUAUUGCUGAUGACCGUUCGAGCGGUUUAGUUUGAAAUUUGUGGUUCGUGUGGUUCGAGUGGUUCGUGUGCAGAAUGCGCUUACAAUCGCGCUGGAGUUUCACGCUCCUUCUGCUCUGCCUGAUUGUGUUUGGUCUUCUGAUCGGAGUCUACAAGAUCACCAACUCCCCAUUGCUCAAUCAGAAUGGCAUUCUCCGAGAUUAUUUGGAUAGCAACAAACCGGAUAACCGUCCAGCUACGCGAAGUAUUCUGCUCUGGAGCAGCUUCUUUGGAGAUGAACGUUGGAAGCUUCCAGUAGAUACACUUGGACCGCAGGAUUUCCGCGAUAAUUUGAAUUGUCCGGUCUAUCAGUGUGAGCUGAGCAAUCGACAUGAUUAUCUUCCCGAUCUGGAGCUCUACGAUGCCAUUGUGUUCCAUGUGGCGCAACCCUUUCCGCUUCUUCAACCGCUUCCUCCUCGCCGCAGUUCCCAACAGGCUUAUGUGUUCGCCUUGAUGGAGCCACCGGGGGAGACGAAGCAUCGACUGAACGAUGAACAGAAUUUCUAUAAUCUAACCAUGAGCUAUCGCCUGGAUUCGGACAUUGUGUGGCCCUAUUCUCAUUUGAUGGAUCAGGAGACCGGAGCAAGGGUGGCGCCCAGUCUCCAACCUUAUUGGCGACAGCCUCUGGCACUGGGCAGCUGGAAUGACAGCAAAGUGUUGCAGCUUUGGCCAAAGAAGACUAAAAUGGCUGCCUGGUUUGUUUCCCACUGCAAGACACUGUCUAAGCGUGAGGAGCUCGCGAAGGCACUGCAACAACAUAUCGAAGUGGACAUCUAUGGAAGCUGUGGUAGCCUCAGUUGUGCUCGUGGCGAUCCACACUGUGAUGACAUGCUGGACACCGACUACAAGUUCUAUUUGGCCUUUGAGAACUCCCUCUGUGUGGACUAUGUGACUGAGAAACUCUAUGGUGCACUGCAGCAUCGCAUUAUUCCCGUCGUCUUUGGUGGAGCCAACUACACUCGCUUUCUGCCUCCCCAUUCCUACAUCGAUGCGAAUCGCUUUGAGAACGUUGAGCAACUGGCGAUGCAUCUUCGAUAUGUGGCCAACGAUCUCAGUGAAUACAUGAGCUACUUCUGGUGGCGCCAGUAUUACAAACUUGGCCAUGACUCACCCUUUUGCGAGCUCUGUGCCCAGCUUCAUCAUCCCAGUUUUCAGCACAGGACACAGAUCUAUGAGGACAUCGAAGCCUGGUGGUUCAACAGUUGUCGCCUUGAGUCCCACAUACGAUUCUGAGCAUUACAACAACAAAGAGAUAGGUACACGCGAAUGCAAGAGAGAUAGCAAUAACGCUGCCACGAAAUUAUAUUCUAGAUUAGAUUCUUUUUACAUUGUAGAUUAGAUUCUUUUUAUAUUUAAUAUUACCGAUUUUACUAAUAAGCUAAAUAUGUUUACGGCCCAACUGACACGCCUAACUAUUUAACAGCCCCUACUUAACUAGCUUCGAGUAUUGCUCUCUCGCUCUCUUUCAACACUUUCAAUACACUUUUACUAAUUACUAAUAACUUUAUGUCCUAAAUAUGUCAGAGAGUUAUGACAAAUGAAACUAUCGUAUCUCUCUAUCAUUAACUUGGCCAACUUCUACAGAAUAUAGUAUUAGCUAUUAGCCUAUGAGUCAACAAUGGCUACGCUUAUCUUUGAAUUGUA